Molecule: messenger RNA, 1735 nt
Organism: Acromyrmex echinatior (Panamanian leafcutter ant)
Lineage: Eukaryota; Metazoa; Arthropoda; Insecta; Hymenoptera; Formicidae
Cellular component (GO): membrane
Molecular function (GO): transmembrane receptor protein serine/threonine kinase activity
Source: RefSeq, a predicted model, not a curated record
GAGCAUCCGCGAAAAAAGGGGAUCGGAUUCGCGCGAAAGCGAAAGGCGCGAAGCGAGAAUAAAUAUAUCGCUUCGCGACAGCAGGAACGAAAAGGGAUUCGCGGCCAUGAGUAAACGCCAUCGAUGAUGGAAUUAAAAUAGAUACAGGAAUAAAUUGUCGAACCGGCCACGACGCGAAGCUCUUUUAGUGGGAGGUGCCAAAAUUAGAGGAGCCCACGCGAGUAGCGGCGAAGAGAGUUUCGUCGCGGUACAGCUUCUUCCUUCCAACACAACAUUUCGAAAUAGUCCUUUCAACCGAUAAGACGAUCCAUUUCAGCGGAGAAUCGCGAGAGUUGUAAUUAUGGCUCGCAGUCCUUCUAUCGGCAAUGUGGCGCCCGACAAGCGAUAAACGCAAACUAAUUUGGUAUAAAUACUUAAUUCGGUCCUUCGAAAACCUUGAAAAGAAGACAUGCUCACUCGUCGAUUGAUAAUCGGUCGAUCGUUAAUCGGAUAUCUUCUCGCGGGGUGCAUCGUAUCUCUGUCGACGAGUGUCGCGCAAGUCGAAGGCAGAAAGUGCGUGUGUACGAGUAAAGCCUGCAAAGAAGCAGGCAUAGAUAUUUGUAGAACCAGAUUCUUCUGCUACACGGAACUUAUCGUGACGAGACAGGAAAUUGGUGAAAGUACAAUCACGAGAGGAUGCACGGAAGGUGCCACGCCAUUGUUGUGCGAAACAAAGUCCUGGGUCACGAGGUCACGAUCGGUCAACGCCAUGGAACUGUCGACAAGUCCUCGGGUUCUCGUGCCCUGGCCCAGAUUGAAAUGUUGCAACAGUCAUGACUACUGCAACGCUGAUGACGACGACGAUGACGACGACGACGACGACGACGAGGAGGAGAACGCCAGCACAUGGGCGCACGAAAGAAAAGUUCAGAUGAAUCAGACAUAUUCUACGGUAAAUCGCGAGACGCUAAUGGACUAUCUAACGUCAACGAAUCGUCAUACAAUGUUAACGUUACAACCUGAUCGAAACUAUGAGGAUUCAAUAGAAUCAACCAAUCGACUUCUCCAGAAUCGCAUCAAAGCGCUUCACAUCGCCGCUCUUGUCCUUGCAGUUGCAGUCCUUAUAUCCGUCCUCGCAUCUUGCUAUGUGAUUACAAGAUUCCUUCGAAGUAAUCGUUAUAUAAUGGACACGGUAAACUGUUGGUGAAUGACGCCAAAACUUACAAUUAUAGAUACAUUGUGAUUCGAUGGAAUUGUAAUUUUUUUCUGAAGCGGAACAAGUUACAAUAAGAUACAGGUAUCUAUCCGUAUGGAUAGCUAACGGUGGGCCAUGUAGCUCAAACCUUCCCCGGUGGGAGCCCCUCGAGGAGCGAUCAACCAUACCAGGAGUGCCAGGUGCCCCGGCCCUCCUCCACUCCGGCUGUUUCAACGUAUUUAGUCAUCCUCCAGGUUGCCGAACACACACGUACACAUCUUGCCGAUGCUUGAUCAAAGAGAAAUAACGUACAUAUGUGCGCGCCGAAAGUCCUACACUAAAAACGCUUGGUCAUCGUGAGAAAGAAAUUUCAUGCAACACAAAUAAACGAAUAUUGACGAAGAAAGAGACAUCGUGGCGUCUCGCGACGAGUACAGCGAAUCAUCUACUUAUAAGUUGUACGAAAAGAAAUGAUCAAGAAAAGUAUAAGAAUCGUAUGUACAUAUUUCGACUCAAUCAAUGAUUACUGUAUAUAAUUGAAAAUAUAUAGAGGUGCAUAUA